This is a messenger RNA of Gloeophyllum trabeum ATCC 11539, 1689 nucleotides long. RefSeq lists its product as uncharacterized. Bases 1 to 1689 code for a protein of 562 amino acids. The record is from RefSeq and is a predicted model, not a curated record. NCBI's taxonomy places the organism in Eukaryota, Fungi, Basidiomycota, Agaricomycetes, Gloeophyllales, Gloeophyllaceae. The transcript has 3 exons.
AUGGCCAGCCCCGCAUCGCCCCCAGGGACUUCGGACUACUUUCCUGAUCUCUUGGCUAGGCUCAGGGCGGCUGCGCCCUCUCUUCCUUUAGAGCCAGUCGUAUUUCAAUCGCUGCUCCUGUGUCUUGCGGCUGGCGACAAGAACCUGAUCCUCCGCACGCAUGAAGAGGAUAUCAGCGUUGUACAGAAGAUAGCUGUCUCGAUCCUCACCGCCGUCUUCGGGUAUACAACACAGAAAGUCAAGUGCAAAUCCAGACAGCCCCCGGGGGACUUCCUGCGCUCCCUCUUCCUCCCACAGCCGUCGGCAUCCGCUUCAUCUCGGAAGAAACGGUCCAGCUCCCGCAAAUCACACAGCACGAUCACAUCCGGUUCUUUCCUCCCUCGCUCCUCGUCCAAUGCGAGCGAGCUGGCCGCGUCCGGGUCCAAUGUGAUCAACCCUUUCGCAGAUUACAACAACUACAGUAAUACACCGACUACGACGUCUUCGUCGCCGUUGCUAAGCCCGGUACGGGUUCGAGAUGAACAGCACUCCGAGUUCUCGUUCAAUACAACGCCGGACACAGUCCGGAGGCGGGCGAAAGGCCGGCCCCCUCUCGCUCAAGCCCUCGCGGACAGCGACUCUGGCAUCGUACCUACUCCAUCGACGUUCGCUCUGUCCACUCUACCUAGGGCUGUGGUGAUCUCAGGCCUGGAGCAUGUCGGCGUUCCUGCCCAGAGGGCGUUCUUGCAGAUGCUGGCCGACAAACGCCUUGUUAUAGACGAAGACGGAGGCGAAGUGUGGAAUCUGCCCACUGACUUCAUUGUGGUCUAUGUUUGCCCGUGGGAUGAGCGGGAGCGUCCGGCGAUUCACAAUGGCCUGCUAGACAGAUUCGCAAUGAGUGCUAAUAUAGCUCUUACAAGCAGCAUUCGGGAAUCUAUCCUAUCCCACCAUUCGCGAUCGCGCUCCGACCUGAAUUUACCUGGGACUGCUGCCAGGACAGGACUAAUGUCAUCAUCGGAACUGAAAUAUCUUCGUGAACUCGCGGAAGAUCGAACGCUCGUUCACCUUCACCCGGCUCUGUCACUGUACGUGGCCGACCUCUUCGCCGCCACUAGACACCACCCGGAACUGGACGGGACUAUGCUAACGAGGCGGGCGCACAUCGACGUCGAGGACCUCGUACGCGCCUACCGAGUCAUAUUCGGAGAUAGCACUGGCACCGAUUUAAUACGACUCGCCACCCUGGACGAAUUGCAAGGCAGGCAUUCGCAUACCCGGUCCAGGCAACUCUCCGCUUCGACGAGGACGGAGAAUUAUGAGAGUGAGAUCGACGACAUGACAACCGUGCGAGUGAGCUGGGAGUGGAAGGAAGGUGAUGGUGGCGAUGAUCCAGAUGCCCCGCGCAAGCUGCGCGGGGGAUGUCACCUAGAACCGAACCCGGAUCGUGAGGACGAUCCUCUUGACAUCGAGGAUCAGGAGCAGGGAGAUCAGGAGGUGAUGGACAUAUCGGAGGUGGAUGUCGCGAAGGUCGUGCCAAGAGUGGUGUCCCACCGAGUGCGCGUUCGCGAUGGCCCUCGGGACGAGGUUCUGGGGAACGUCAUGUUCUGCGCGGUCGGGCCGCCUCCCACGUAUAAGCCUCCGGAAGAGGAUUUAGAGUGGGAGAGAAGGACUGUAAAAGACAUCAUUGUGGAGGUAUUAGCUGACGUUUAA